AUGGAGAAAGUUUGCAACGAAAUUCUCAAGCAUCUAGCUCCGCUUGAUGCAGAACCAACGAAGGCGACAGUUCAACGCCAGUACUCUACUCUUGAUGUCAACCUACGCAUCCAGGCUCUUCAGAUCAUUUGUUUGCUCAGUUUGGAAACCAAAGCUAUCCGCAAUUACUUGGAGGAAUGCAGCAAUCAGAUGACAGAAUUCCGCAAGGAGAAGAUCGAAUACCAAAAAGCCCGCAAAGUGGCUCUCGAAGAGCUUCGACGAUUGCACCAAGAACGAAAAGCGCUUCAACCUGAGCCGGAGAAAUCGCCUACACCCGCUCCAGAACUGGAAGCGCUGGAAGACUCCAAAAUGACCGGGGUGGAUGGGGAGUCUGACCAAGGUGGGGAUUCUGAUGAGGACGAUGGACCUAAAGAACGAUCGCUACGUGGAGGCCUGGAUAGAGUUCUAGAGCGAAAAAGAAAGCAGGAAGAAGAACGGGAGAGAAAGGAGCAGUUGGCUAAGCAACCGAAGGGGUCCAAGCAGUACCAGCGAGUGCUCAAAAAGAUCGAAGAGCAGAAAGCGAACAUCGCGAAACUUGAGGAAAAGAUUGAAGUGGUCGAUAAUGACUUAAGAGAAGCCGACUGCCCACGGACGAGAUGUCUCGGCAAGGACCGCUUCUGCAACCGGUAUUGGUGGUUUGAACGGAAUGCCAUGCCCUACGGUGGGAUGCCCAAUAGCUCGACAGCAGAGGCUCAGUACGCCAACGGUCGUCUGUGGGUUCAAGGUCCCGACGAAAUGGAGCGGGUGGGCUUCAUCAAUGUGCCUGACGAUCAGAAAAAGCAGUAUCAGAAAGAGUUUGGGAUGACACCAGCGGAUCGCAAGAAAGCUGAGGAAGGCUCCACCCAGGUUUCAAAUGCCCAAGAAUGGGCUUAUUACGACGAACCGGAGGCAGUUGACAAGCUGAUCGACUGGCUGGACUCACGGGGCAACCGGGAAUUGAAACUGCGCAAGGAGCUGCAGCUGCAACGCGACACCAUCGUGAAGUAUAUGACCCGCCGCAAGGAGUACCUGGCGCAAACGGCGGAAAGGGCCGAGUCCGAGGAAAUGCCAACCAAGAGGGUGACCACGAGAACGAAGACGUAUGUGGAAGGCAGUACGCAUCGUUGUUUGAAAUGGCGCAACGCGACGGCCUUGUCAGAGAAUGGGCAUCUCCACGUCGAUGCUUCGCGCCCAUCCAAACGGGCCAAACGAGCCACCGACGAACCCAAGGAAAUCAAGGCGACAAAUCGGCAAGGGAAGCCAUUGACGAGACAGGGGACCAGAUACAAUUUCUAG
Aspergillus tanneri is the source of this 1314-nucleotide messenger RNA. RefSeq lists its product as uncharacterized. The coding region runs from base 1 to 1314 and encodes 437 amino acids. NCBI's taxonomy places the organism in Eukaryota, Fungi, Ascomycota, Eurotiomycetes, Eurotiales, Aspergillaceae. The transcript is spliced from 2 exons. The record is from RefSeq and is a predicted model, not a curated record.